UCAUGCUGCUGCCAGGUCCAGAGUCUCUCAUGGGUCCCUGUACGGCCUCCCAUUGCUGCUGUCUCCAUCGCCACACUCUGCCAUGUGCCACUUUCAGGUCUCCUCACACUGCUGCUGUGUGUUCAAUUUUUUGACAUAGGGUGCUGGCAGAUUACGGGCCUCCCAUAGCUGCUGCCAGGCCCCUAAUCUGCCAUGGGCCCCUAUACCGCCUCCUCAUGCUGCUGCCAGGUCCAGAGUCUGUCAUGGGUCCCUGUACGGCCUCCCAUUGCUGCUGUCUCCAUCGCCACACUCUGCCAUGUGCCACUUUCAGGUCUCCUCACACUGCUGGUGUGUUCCAUUUUUUGU
Staurois parvus is the source of this 345-nucleotide messenger RNA. The record is from the annotation of a GenBank genome assembly. Lineage: Eukaryota; Metazoa; Chordata; Amphibia; Anura; Ranidae.